CCAAACGCUGUGGUACGUUACACGGGGAUGAUUCAAACGUGUUUCCAUCUCCUUUGUUAAAAUAAUUGACUCUUUAAGAAGCAAAUCAACUGAGCGACAAGUAAUAUAGUGGGCACACUUCGAUACCCGGCCAGCAAGAUCCACCGUGUGAUUUGAAAUAAUUUACUUUCAGUUUUCCCAAAAGGAAGUUAGCGCAAAUUAGACUGUGUGAUCAUGGAGGCCAGAGGUGAUGAUGAGGUUGCAGAUGGCCAAAAUACUGAAACUAAUGCUAAUGCCUCUCCCUGCGAAUCCAGAGAUGAGAGGUCCAAUGUGUCUCCAGAGAACAUGGAUGUGGAUGAAGAUGGUUUGUUCAAACACUCCACUACUCUGACCAACAAACAGCGUGGGAAUGAGGUUACAGUACGCCCAGCAACAUUAGACUCUCUGUCCAUACACCAGCUGGCAGCUCAAGGCGAGGUUUCACAAGUGGCUGCCCACCUGAGUAAAGACAGUUCACUGCUCAGCAAACAGGAUGAACGGGGCUUUACGCCUCUCAUGUGGGCAGCAGCGUUUGGAGAGAAAGCAGUGGUGGAUUUUCUCUUGGAAAAGGGUGCAGACCCCAAAACAAUCGCGAGGGAGCGAGAGAGUGCCCUGACACUGGCUAGCUCUGGAGGUUAUGUGGACAUUGUUGAGUCUCUUCUCAGACAUGGAGUCGACAUUAACACUUACGACUGGAAUGGUGGAACUCCUCUUCUUUACGCUGUGCGAGGAAACCACAUCAAAUGUGUAGAGGCACUUUUAGCCAAAGGAGCAGACAUGACCAUUGAGUCUGACUCUGGAUACAGCCCAAUGGCUUUAGCUGUUGCCCUUGGACACAAAAAGAUUCAGAAAGUGUUGGAGGACCAUAUUCUGAAACUCUACAAGCCAACGCCAACACCAACAUGACACUAGUUAAAUAAAUGGAAGGGGCAGUCUGACACAGUUGAUCUCUGAUCUAUGUCCACUUGUCAUUGGUGGUCAGAUGACUAAGACCUCUGUCACAAUUACAAGUUAUUGUAAUAGAUCAAUACACAUGCACUUUUACGCUGAGGAAACUGCAUCUUUUCAUUCCAUUUGUGUGCAUUACCCUGUAUGCAGCAGAAUCAUUUUGUUUUGGCUGGAGGAACAGCAAGAAAAGGAUUGUAAACAAGUUUUAAUAAAAAAUUAUUUUUA
Messenger RNA from Lates calcarifer (barramundi perch), 1191 nucleotides. RefSeq names its product regulatory factor X-associated ankyrin-containing protein (gene rfxank). The record is from RefSeq and is a predicted model, not a curated record. Gene Ontology annotation, molecular function: protein binding. Gene Ontology annotation, cellular component: nucleus. Lineage: Eukaryota; Metazoa; Chordata; Actinopteri; Centropomidae. Gene Ontology annotation, biological process: regulation of transcription by RNA polymerase II. The transcript is spliced from 9 exons. The coding region runs from base 214 to 924 and encodes 236 amino acids.